ACAAAACCGAAAAAAAUGCGAACGCAAUCAGUUGUUGUGUUCCUGGUGCUGGCCGCUGUUGGCCUGGCCAGAGCCACCGAGUGGUGGGAGAGUGGCAACUACUACCAGAUCUAUCCGCGAUCCUUCCGCGACUCCGAUGGCGAUGGCAUCGGUGAUCUCAAUGGCGUCACCGAGAAACUGCAGUAUCUCAAGGAUAUUGGCUUCACGGGCACCUGGCUGUCGCCUAUUUUCAAAUCUCCAAUGGUGGACUUUGGCUAUGACAUCUCGGACUUUUACCAAAUCCACCCCGAGUACGGAACCAUGGAGGACUUUGAGCGUCUGAUUGCCAAGGCCAAGGAGGUUGGCAUCAAGAUCAUCCUGGACUUCGUGCCCAACCACUCGAGUGAUCAGAGCGAGUGGUUCAAGAAGUCGGUGGACAGCGACCCCCAAUACAAGGACUAUUACAUCUGGCACGAUGGCAAGAUCAACGAAGAGACCGGCGAACGGGAGCCACCCAGCAACUGGGGCUCUGAGUUCCGAUACAGCGCCUGGGAGUGGAACGAUGUGAGGCAGCAGUACUAUCUGCACCAGUUUGCUGUCCAGCAGCCUGAUCUGAACUACCGCAAUCCGGUGGUAGUUGAGGAGAUGAAGAACAUCAUUCGCUUCUGGCUGGCCAAGGGCGUCUCUGGUUUCCGCAUCGAUGCGGUUCCGUACCUAUUUGAGGUGGAUCUGGAUCGCUAUAACCAGUACCCCGAUGAGCCGCUGACCAACGAUGCUGAGGCCUGUCCUGACCCUGACGACCACUGCUACACGCAGCACAUCUACACCCAGGAUCUGCCUGAGACCAUUGACAUGGUCUAUCAGUGGCGGGAGGUGGUGGACACGUUCCAGGCGGAGCACGGUGGGGAUAAGCGACUGCUCCUGACCGAGGCAUACACCAGCUUCGAGAACAUGAUGCUGUACUAUGGCAAUGGCGUGCGUAAUGGCUCCCACAUCCCCUUCAACUUUGACUUCCUCUCGAACGUCAACAACGCCUCGACGGCGGGCACGUAUGUGACGCACAUCAAGAAGUGGAUGGAUGCCAUGCCAGAAGGUGUCUAUGCCAACUGGGUACUUGGCAACCACGACAACAAGCGCGUGGCCUCCCGCUUCGGAGUGCAGCGCACGGACCUGAUCAACAUCCUACUCCAGACUUUGCCGGGACAUGCGAUUACCUACAACGGCGAGGAGCUGGGCAUGACCGAUGUGUGGAUCAGCUGGGAGGAUACUGUGGAUCCUCCGGCCUGCAACUCCGAUCCCGAGCACUACUACGAUCGGUCCCGCGAUCCGGCCCGCACACCUUACCAAUGGGAUGCUUCUUCCAAAGCAGGCUUUACCAGCGCCGAUCACACCUGGCUGCCAGUGUCCGACGACUACAAGACCAAGAAUGCUCUCCAACAGUUGCGCGCUCCGCGUUCACAUCUACAGAUCUUCAAUAAGUUGUUGCGCGUUCGCAAAGAACCGUCCUUCCGCCAGGGAGAUCUGAACAUUGAGGCCAUCGAUGAUGAUGUCAUCAUCUACUCGCGCCAAAAGAGCGACAGCGAUCUCUAUGUGAUUGUCCUCAACCUGAGCGGAACGGCCAAGACCAUUGACAUAACCAAGUACUUCAAGUUGGGUAGCCAGGCGGAGGUUAUCACCACCUCCCUGAACUCCCAGCACAUCGACGGAGAUGUCGUCAAUCCCUCGGCGUUUGUGGCUAAUCCCUACGUGGGCACAGUCCUCGUUGCUGUUAAUUAAAGUUAUAUUUUGCAAUCAAGUAUUGUUCAGUGCUAUUAAAUUAAAUAAUUUUCCUCAAAUUAAA
Molecule: messenger RNA, 1819 nt
Organism: Drosophila persimilis
Lineage: Eukaryota; Metazoa; Arthropoda; Insecta; Diptera; Drosophilidae
Product: maltase A1
Exons: 3
Coding region: 16-1755 (579 amino acids)
Biological process (GO): carbohydrate metabolic process
Source: RefSeq, a predicted model, not a curated record